Meloidogyne enterolobii is the source of this 1963-nucleotide messenger RNA. Lineage: Eukaryota; Metazoa; Nematoda; Chromadorea; Rhabditida; Meloidogynidae. The record is from the annotation of a GenBank genome assembly.
UUUUAUUCUAAAAAUGCCCUCCUAUAUAGUUUCCUCAGCCUUUGAAGGACUUUCCUGCCAAGUCUGUGGUCUACAGGCCCAUGGAAAGCGUUUUGAAGCAGUUUGUUGCCUUCCCUGUGCUGCUUUUUUCAGACGUUACGUCCUGUUGAAUUGUAAACAUAAAUGUCUAAACGAAAAUAAAUGUGAAAACUAUGGGACUGAACAAAUAAAGAAAUGUAAAGCUUGUCGUUUCCGGAAAUGUUGUAAUAUUGGGAUGAAAUUGUCCAAGGAAGGAAAAAAUACUGAAAAUAAGGAAGAAGCUUUCUUACAAAAAUUUAUCGAGACUUAUGAGGAAUAUAUUACAUCUCAACAGAAAUUAUUUUUUAAUAUUUAUCCGGAAAGAUUAAAUCAAGCCUCACCGUUUUUUAUUCCCGAAAACCUACAAAAAUUACGUUAUUUUGAAAUGAGUUGUAAACCAGCGAUGCUUACAAUGUUUAACAAUUCAUUUAAAGAAUUUGAAGAGUUGGGGAUGCAAAUUAAGCUCGAAUUGUUCGACUCCUGCUUUAAUCAAUUAAAUUUUCUAAAUUGUCUCAGUCUAACAAUUACCAAUUUUCAAUCGGAAAAUAAUUUUGCCGAUAAUUUUAUGUUGGCAUAUGGACACAUUUUUGAUUUUAGAAUUUCUGAACGAAUAAUUAAUUAUUGGGUGAAGGAUAUGAAAAAUAAGGAAGAAUAUUUUAAUUCAAAAAUGACUGAAAUGAGAGAAAAGUAUUCUUUAUUUCGCCAGUUUCUGGAAUUUUCAAAAUAUAAAAUUAAAAAAUUGGAUUGUUGUGCCCUUAUGGCCAUUUAUUUGUUUAAUAAAGCUUCCUCAAUUAAUUAUUCAUCGAAUAUGGAAACUUGGGAGAAUUUGAAGGAAACAAUUUUAACUGGAUGGCUCCAAAAGCUUUCCAAGACGUUUAAUUCUAAAAAAGAUGCUUCUGUUUAUAUUGCUUCAUUAAUUUCUUUGCUGGUUAAUUUAGAUAAUCAUUGUGAAACCUUCAAAAAACAAUUUUGUACUUAUUCCAACGCUGUUGUUCCAGUCAAUUAUUCGGAGCAGACUUCCAAUUCAUCUUUUAUUACACCUCCAAAUUUGCUUCGUAUUUUGACUGCUCAUAAUCGAAUUUGGGGUGCAUUUUAUGAAAUGCCUGAAAGUUAUUUUGCCAGAUUCACGAGUUUUAAUGAUCUAAUAUUCUCUUCUGACAACGUUCUUGGUUAUCAUGAAAGUUUUAACCCAAAUCCUCCUGUUAUGAGUGAACCAGAAAGGCAAAGAUUUUUCAAAGAGAUUGAUGAAAUUCAAGAUGUUCAACGUCACCCACAUAUUAAAAAAUCUAUUAUCGUUUGCAGGCUACUAGUUAUUGGAAUUUUUAAAGCUUUACCUUUUUUCCAUCGUCUGGCACGUAAUGACCAGAUAAUUCAUUUAAAUCAUCGAGUAAAGACAGUUAAUAUAUUUUUAAAAACAUACAAUGCUGCAAAAUUGAAUACGGCAACCUUAAUUGGGCCAGAUGGCAUUACAUCAAUGGAUGUUUAUAGAGCUCAAAGCAGAUAUCGAGAAAAUAAACAUUUGAUUAAUUUGGCUGAGAAGGCAUUUAGCCGAGCAGUUGAACCUUACUUCCGAAUGGCACCUUUAAUUGAUGAUGAAGAAUUUUCCUUAAUGUUAUCAAUCCUUUGUUCAACUGGAGCCUCAGCAGAACUUAUUUCUUCACAUGCGCGUGUACUGCUCCAAAAUGAAUGCGAAUUUUAUUCCAGUAAACUUUUAAAUUUUUGUCAAGUUCGUUUUGGAGAUGUGAAUGGGGCUUGUCGUUAUGCUGAAUGUCUGCAUUUAAUAGAAAAUGCAUUCGUUUUUGAUCGGAAUUAUCAAUUGCUAACUACAUAUCUUGAAGUAUUUUAUAACCACAGAAAAUUUGAAUUGGAUCACCAAUUUCCAAAAUAUUUAUUAAAAUUAGCUUGA